This is a messenger RNA of Camellia sinensis, 3386 nucleotides long. RefSeq lists its product as uncharacterized. Lineage: Eukaryota; Viridiplantae; Streptophyta; Magnoliopsida; Ericales; Theaceae. The record is from RefSeq and is a predicted model, not a curated record. Gene Ontology annotation, molecular function: zinc ion binding.
UCUCUUCAUACUCUGCCUGUAUUCCCAUCUCAACCCACCCAACACCCUCUUCUGCCCCUCUCUAUUUCUCUUUCCUCCCCUUUCUUGCCCUUCCCUCUUUCCGAUUUUCCCACAAAACAAGCACUCUCUGUCUCUCUCCAACCAACUUACCCGCCAGUUCUCACUCUCUUCUUUUCUUUUUUUUCUUCUUUUCUGUUUCAAAUUGUCGGUUUGCUCCCAUUGAAUCACCCUCCGACAACGCACACACACCAGUUCGAGCCCCAAUCCUUGUCCUUGGUUCAUAUCUGCACCUGAUCGUCCUUUGUUUUCCCACUUUCUUCACCUUUUGCUCCAAAACCCAACUCUUAAUCAUCAUCUUAGGGUUUUGAAGAACUCGCCUUUUUUUGGGUUUCUCGAUUUCAGUUCAGAAGAAUCCAUGUAUGGAUGGCACAUUUGGUGGGGCUUUGGUUUCGAUUCUUUGCGGAUUUGAGAAGCCGAAAAGUAAUCAGAGCAGCUGAAGCUGGUUUUGUUUGGUUUGGCAGGCCUGAUUGGGAAGAGGCAGUGUUUCUUGCCAACCAUUGAUUGAUUGUUUAUUCGUGGAAUUUGAUAAUUCAAGAAACCAAAUAAUUGGAUUGUCCAAUUUGGUACAUUUUGACUUCGAUUGCUAUUACAGUUUUUGCUUCUUAUGUCAAUGAAGGGUAGUUGUAAGUUUUCAAUUAAAGGUACCUGUUAUUCAAGAAAGGUGUGUUCGGGUAUAGUUAGAAAGGUGGGAUUUUUGAACUGUCAACUGUUGGGGGCUGAGGAGUAAUUAUUGUUGAUUAUUGUUUCUGCUUCUUCAAUGGCUAACCAUGACUUGAUACUCGGGAAAAAUCACAAUUUAGCUCUUGGGCAGAACCAGCAAUUAGUGAUAGGCCAUAACCGCAACCCAGUUCUUGGCCAGAACCAUGACUUGGAAUUGGGACAGACCCACCAGCAUGAUGUGACUCUGGGACAGACCCAUGACCAUGAAUUGGGUUUGGGACAUGCUCAUGAACAUGAGAUGGGUUUAGGAAAGACUGAUGACCACGGAGGGGAUGAUGAUCAUGGUUAUGAACAUGAGAAUGAAUUAGCUAUGGACCAGAAGCCCAAAAAUGACCGCCAUGAAUUGGCUCUUUCUGAACAGAACCAAGAGUUAGCUAUAGCUGAGGCUGUUACUGAGAACCAAGAACUUGAUGACAAUUUGGAAUUAGCUGUAGACAAGAACCACGAAAUGGGGAUUGAACCUGCCGAGGAGAUGAAUGUUCAGGAAACCGAGCUUGUAGUCACUCCUGUUAUUCAGCAACGUACGCUUGCUGUAGCGGCUAAUUAUGAGCUCCAUGUUGGACAAGAAUUCCCAGAUGUCAAGAGCUGUCGAAGAGGUUUGAGGGACACAGCUAUUGCCCUUCACUUCGAAAUGCAGACCAUAAAAUCCGAUAAGACUCGUUUUACUGCAAGAUGUGCCACUGAGGGAUGCCCAUGGCGCAUACAUGCAGCAAAACUUCCUGGUGUACCGACUUUUACGAUCAGAACCAUCCACGAGGCUCAUACAUGUGGAGGUAUUGCUCAUCUUGGCCAUCAACAAGCCUCAGUUCAGUGGGUUGCAAACUCUGUGGAGCAACGCCUCAAGGAAAACCCUAAUUGCAAGCCAAAGGAGAUACUGGAAGAGAUUCACCGUGUUCAUGGUAUCACUUUGUCUUACAAGCAAGCGUGGCGGGGCAAGGAGCGGAUUAUGGCUGCCAUGCGUGGAUCCUUUGAAGAAGGGUAUCGCCUCCUGCCACAGUACUGUGAACAAGUCAAAAAGACAAAUCUGGGAAGCAUUGCAUCUGUUUAUGGGAAUCCAACAGAUAAUUGCUUUCAGCGUCUCUUUAUUUCAUUUCAAGCUUCGAUUUAUGGGUUUUUGAAUGGUUGUAGGCCCCUCCUCGGGCUUGAUAGGACAUUCUUGAAAAGCAAGUACCUUGGUACUUUACUUUUAGCUACUGGAUUUGAUGGGGAUGGUUCUCUGUUUCCUUUGGCAUUUGGUGUUGUUGAUGAGGAAAAUAAUGAUAACUGGAUGUGGUUUCUCUCUGAACUUCAUAACCUGCUUGAGGUCAAUACGGAGAACAUGCCAAGGCUUACGAUUUUGUCAGAUAGGCAAAAGGGCAUUGUAGAUGGAGUGGAAGCGAAUUUCCCAACCGCAUUUCAUGGAUUUUGCAUGCGUCAUUUGAGUGAUAGCUUUCGCAAAGAGUUUAAUAAUACAAUGCUUGUUAACCUUUUCUGGGAAGCUGCUCAUUCUCUCACAGUAAUUGAAUUUGAAGCUAAAGUUCUUGAGAUUGAGGAGAUGUCACCAGAUGCUGCAUAUUGGAUUAGGCGAGUUCCGCCCCGCUUGUGGGCAACAGCUUAUUUUGAGGGAACACGAUUCGGGCAUCUGACAGCUAACAUAGUUGAAUCAUUAAAUUCUUGGCUUCCAGAAGCCUCUGGGCUACCGAUCAUUCAGAUGAUGGAAUGUAUUAGAAGGCAGCUUAUGACUUGGUUCAAUGAACGCAGAGAAAUGAGUAUGCAAUGGACAUCCAUUCUUGUGCCUGCUGCUGAGAGGUGUGUUGCAGAGGCCGUCGAGCGUGCACGCACAUACCAAGUUCUUCGCGCAAAUGAAGCUGAAUUCGAAGUUAUAUCUCAUGAAGGAACAAAUAUUGUUGAUAUUCGAAAUCGUUGCUGUCUCUGUCGGGGUUGGCAGCUGUACGGUUUGCCCUGUGCACAUGCUGUAGCGGCACUGAUUUCUUGCAGACAGAAUGUACAUAGAUUUACUGAGAUCUGUUUCACUAUUGCGACAUAUCGCAAGACAUAUUCCCAAACAAUACAUCCAAUUCCCGAUAAAACUUUGUGGAAUGAGUUAUCAGAGGGAGAUCCAAAUGCAAGCAAAGCCGAUGAGGUUGUUAUUAAUCCACCUAAAUCGCUCAGACUGCCUGGACGGCUAAGGAAGAAGCGAGUGCGGGCGGAGGAUCGUGGCCGCGUGAAGCGAGUCGUGCAUUGUAGCCGUUGCAACCAGACGGGCCAUUUUAGAACCACUUGUGCUGCACCCAUUUAAUGUUAUGGGCCGUGGCGGAUAAUUGUUUCUCAGCUAUAGUAAUUCAGGUAAAACCCUUAUCCUGUGCAAAGAAUUUUCUUAGUUGUGUUGAUUAUUUAUGGAGUUCCAUUAAUUAGAUUUUCAACUUUUAGUGCUCUAGGUCAAUUGGCAUUAGGUUAGUUAAGUUAGUUAAGUUCACGAUCAGCUAUCCUAUGUGUGGCUCACUUCAAUAAUACAUUGUUGUGUAGGUUUGAACUCAUUGUUUAUCUUGCAGAUUCUAUUUAGUGAUUUGUCGGAGUUGUAGACAUUUUUGAAUCUUUGCUUUUCCUUUAUAACGGCUCUUCUGCUU